AGAGCGGGCCUCAAAUCAUUGAAUAUAAUUAAGUGUUUCUACGUAUAUUUGUACAUUUCGAAUCUUUUAAUCGACUCAGUGGGAUUCUGUAGCAGUUUAUAAAGUAUUCAAAUUUAUUGAGUUAUUCAAAACAUUCGGUAGUCAUGAAUAGUACAGAAAAAUAUACGGAGGCGAGUGACAUGCAGAGGAGAGAUGCCCGCGAAGUGAUUGAGGAAUUCACUGAUGAGUUGGGAAAGAUGCAGGGGAGAUGCAUUGAUAUUGGAUGUGGUCCGGGAAACGUCACCAAGGAACUGAUUCUUCCUAAGUUGGGGAGCAAUGCUACUAUUGUUGGUGCUGAUAUUUCUGAGCAAAUGCUCGAUUUUGCAAGAAAAAAAUACAAAAAUGAAGGGCGCAUGUCCUUCAUUCACAUGGACAUAGAAUCCAAAGAUUUUUCAAAGCAACAAAUAGGAUAUUACGACAACGUUUUAUCCUUCUACUGUCUCCAUUGGUGCCAAAACAUGAGACGCACCACUGAAAACAUUUAUAAACUUCUUCGGCCAGGAGGUCGAGGUCUCGUAAUGUUUCUAUCCUACAACAAUGGCUUCGACGCCUACAUGAAACUCCAGAAGAAUCCCCGAUAUCAGCCCUACAUGCAGGAUGUUGGAAAGUAUAUUCCACCCUAUCACAGCUGCCCGAAUCCAAGAGCUACUAUGAAGAAAACACUCGAGGAAGUUGGCUUCGAGGUACUGCACUGCAGUAAUAGGGAGAAAACCUUCGUAUUUGAGAGCUUGGAAAUUCUACAAAAGCAUAUUCUAGCUGUGAAUCCCUUCCUGAGCCGAAUACCAGAUGAUCUCAAAGACGAAUACAAAGAAGAAGUGACUAAAGAAAUAACCAAAAAUAAAAUUUUAUUUGAAAGAAAUAAUGGUAAGUCAAACAGCUACAGCGUCCUCGACAGAUACAGCCUGCUGAUAGCGUACUUCCGAAAGCCUCCAAAUGCCCAAUGAGACCAGAGGAGAAAAGGCUUCUUAUUCCAUAGCUUUAUCGUUGCCACUCUAGGAGUCAAGGAAUUAUUUAUCAUAGUCGAAGUAGUAUAUUUGGUUUUAAAUGUUUACUUGUUGAAUUUCACAAAUUCUGCAUCACUUCAUAUCGUCGUAGAGCCAAAAAGGCGUAACAGCUAUGCGAAUACAUACCACUUACGCCCAUUUGGCUAUACGACGACGAUAUAAUACGAAUCUAAUGUAUAAAUAAGCGCAUAAUAUAUCGUAAUAUAUAAACAAUCUUUUAAUGUAUCGUAAUGAAUGAAAAUACUUAUAAGUGAGACUGUUAAAGUUUAAAAUCUAUAUUGUUUAUGAUUGAAUGAAUAAAAGGUUUUAAAAAGCGA
Molecule: messenger RNA, 1360 nt
Organism: Diachasma alloeum
Lineage: Eukaryota; Metazoa; Arthropoda; Insecta; Hymenoptera; Braconidae
Product: juvenile hormone acid O-methyltransferase-like
Exons: 4
Coding region: 144-983 (279 amino acids)
Source: RefSeq, a predicted model, not a curated record